Molecule: messenger RNA, 2487 nt
Organism: Papilio machaon (common yellow swallowtail)
Lineage: Eukaryota; Metazoa; Arthropoda; Insecta; Lepidoptera; Papilionidae
Gene: ewg
Product: DNA-binding protein Ewg
Exons: 14
Coding region: 153-1802 (549 amino acids)
Biological process (GO): regulation of transcription by RNA polymerase II
Cellular component (GO): nucleus
Molecular function (GO): RNA polymerase II cis-regulatory region sequence-specific DNA binding; DNA-binding transcription factor activity, RNA polymerase II-specific
Source: RefSeq, a predicted model, not a curated record
CGGAAUUUUUCCCGAACACUCAGCUUCUACGAAGGAUUUUAAUUUUCAUUUGUCUUUUAAAAAUUUAGCCACAAAUUUAGAUUUUAAUGUUGACAAAACAGGGGUACUUGGUACGUAAUUGGCAGUAGAGACAAGGCCAGUUGUACAACCCAAUGGUAGAGGAAGACAAGAGCCGACAAGGAGACGGAGAUUGUGAUUACGGCGUCAUGAACAACGCCGAGAGUAAUGAGGCCAUGGACAUGGCUGAUGAGGACGUGGUAGCAGCCGAAGGCGAGGGAUGCGAAGGCGAGGGGUCGGGCUGCGCGGGCAGCGGGCCAUCGGAAGACGAAGAGGAAUGCGUGUCUUCGCCCGCCGGCAGUCACUACGACGAUGGUGGCGACAUGAAGAACGCCAUGAGCGAUGAGGUCACCAAGCAACUCGCUGCCGCCGGACCUAUAGGUAUGGCCGCGGCGGCAGCCAUCGCCUCCUCCAAAAAGCGCAAGCGGCCGCACUCCUUCGAGACAAACCCCUCCGUCAGGAAGAGGCACCAGAACAGGCUGCUUAGGAAACUUAGACAAACGAUCGAGGAGUUUGCGACGCGCGUGGGGCAGCAGGCGGUGGUGCUGGUGGCGACUCCCGGGAAGCCCAACACCUCGUACCGCGUGUUCGGAGCCAAGCCACUUGAGGAUGUGGUCCGCAAUCUCCGCUGCAUGAUCAUGGAGGAGCUCGAGAAUGCGCUCGCGCAGCAGUUCGGACUGGGCGGGUGCCCGCAGGCGCCGCCGCCGCCGAUGGAGGACCCCUCGCUGUUCGAGCUGCCGCCUCUCAUCAUCGACGGCAUCCCAACGCCCGUCGAGAAGAUGACGCAGGCGCAGCUGCGCGCCUUCAUACCUCUCAUGCUCAAGUACUCCAUGGUGCGCGGCAAGCCGGGCUGGGGGCGAGAGUCGACGCGGCCGCCCUGGUGGCCCAAGGACCUGCCCUGGGCCAACGUGCGCAUGGACGCGCGCUCAGAGGACGAGAAACAGAAGAUGUCGUGGACGCACGCGCUGAGGCAGAUUGUGAUCAAUUGCUACAAGUACCACGGCCGCGAGGAUCUGCUGCCCGCCUUCACAGAGGAUGAUGACAAGCCACCCACACAGCCCGUGUCGUCGUGUAUGCCGGGCAAUGGGUCCAAUUCGUCUGGGUCGGGCACUCGGUCCGCGCAGGGCGGCGCAGUACUCUCAGCCUCACAAGUCUGCAUCGACCAGAUGACGUUGGCCGAUGUUGAUAUGUCGCAGUACGCUCCGGCGAUGCUGCAGACGAUCACGAAUCCGGAUGGCACUGUUUCCCUCAUCCAGGUGGACCCCAACAGUCCCAUCAUCACGCUGCCCGAUGGCACCACCGCGCAAGUGAUAAGUGCGGACGGCAGCGGCGUGGUGCAGGCGCUGGAUGGCGAGGGUGCUGUGGCUGUGGACCUGAAUGCUGUCGCUGAAGCCACACUCAACCACGAAGGACAGCUCAUACUCACCGGAGAGGAUGGACACGGUUACCCGGUGUCUGUGUCGGGUGUUAUCACGGUGCCGGUGUCCGCCUCCGUGUACCAGUCAAUGGUGGCAUCAAUGCAGCAGCAGGACGGCGGUGUCUGUGUCGCACCACUAGUGCAGGUGGAGCCUGGUGGUGAGGGUCUGGAGGCACUGUCACUGGGUGGUGGUGUGGCUCAGGUGGUGCUGCAGGGCGGCGGAGAUGCACAGCUACUACAAGUGCUCAGCCUCAAGGAUGCCACCGUACUCACCAAGGCCAUGCAACAAGUAAAGUCUGAGCGCGAGGCGGUGGCUGCAGACUCCUAGCUGCCGGCGCUGGCGUCACCGGGCCUGCUGGAGGAGCGGGCCUAGCCCCCCUCCCCCCACCACACGCUGGUGUCGACAACACAUCAUCUAGAAUGUUCUAUGUUGAGUGAAUACAUACAAGAACGUGUUAAUUCUAGUUGCAUUGAAAACAGAUAUUUCAAUGAACUGUAAGCAAUCUGUAUCAAGUUCUUUUUUUUUUAGUGAAAUUUCUCAUUUGGUGUAUGAAAAGUGGGAACGCGGGCGUUCGUGUAAUGACAGUUGUGGACAAACAGAUCUGUUAGAAAAGUCUUAUUUUAGUCAAACUUUGAUCUUUUUUUUAAAAGCUUGCAAACAAAACGUGUUAUUAAUUUUGCUUUCGUUAGUAAGGCAUUGACUGCCAUAUUUAAAUAAUAUUUAUUUGUAAUUAUAGUGUUAGUUAAAGAAUAAUUUAUUUUAUUAGCAAAUCAGGCCCUUUUAUUAUGUAUAUUUGAUGUGUAGAGCUCGAAUAUAAGUUUGUCUUGUACCUGAACAUAUCAUAAGUAUUGUUUAAUAUGUUAGACAUCUUUGUAUGAGAAUUCAAACUAAAUAUAACAUAUUAUGUUGAACUCUACACAACAAUAACCAGUUAACAUUUGCAAUAAGGCCCUAUAUUUGUGCAAUAUUUUAAUUUAAAAUCCAUAUUUAUUUAAUUUAUACACUCGGCUUC